This is a messenger RNA of Rhodamnia argentea, 2205 nucleotides long. RefSeq names its product endo-1,4-beta-xylanase 5-like. Lineage: Eukaryota; Viridiplantae; Streptophyta; Magnoliopsida; Myrtales; Myrtaceae. Gene Ontology annotation, molecular function: hydrolase activity, hydrolyzing O-glycosyl compounds. Bases 1 to 1743 code for a protein of 580 amino acids. The record is from RefSeq and is a predicted model, not a curated record. The transcript has 7 exons. Gene Ontology annotation, biological process: carbohydrate metabolic process.
AUGGGAUUUUGGCAUUGUGACUCUGCCAUGAUCAGACUAGCAUUUGCGCUCAUUAUAUGUGUAACCAUUUUGUCAGGAUUUGGAGCCAAUGCUUUGAAAUAUGAUUACACAGCCAGUGUUGAGUGCUUGCCUUUCCCUCAUAAGCCUCAGUAUAAUGGAGGGAUCAUCAAGAACCCAGAGCUGAAUCAUGGGUUAAGAGCAUGGUCCACCUUUGGGAAUGCAAAAGUGGACCACAGAGUGUCUAAUGGAAAUAAUUUCAUCGUGGCUCGUAGCAGGAAUCACUCGCAUGACAGUGUCUCCCAGAAGAUUCAUUUGUACAAGGACAAACUCUACACUUUUUCCGCGUGGGUGCAGGUGAGCGAGGGGAAGAUCCCAGUACGUGCUGUUUUUAAGACGAUUAGCGGGUUCAAACAUGCUGGUGCCAUUAUAGCUGAACCGAACUGCUGGUCCAUGAUCAAGGGUGGACUCACUGUUGAUGAAUCGGGGCCAGCUGAGCUUUACUUCGAGAGCGAAAACACCUCAGUCGAGAUAUGGGUUGAUAGCGUCUCGCUACAACCGUUCACAACAGAAGAGUGGAGAUCGCAUCAGGAGCAAAGCAUUGAGGAGAAACAUAAAAGAAAGGUCAGAAUCCAUGUAAUGGACAAGCAAGACAAGCCUCUGGCUAAUGCCACCUUCUCUAUUGUGCAAAAGAAGCUGAGCUUCCCAUUUGGUAGCGCCAUAAACAAGAACAUCCUGACAAACACUGCAUACCAAAAUUGGUUCACUUCCAGAUUCACUGUCACGACCUUCGAGAACGAAAUGAAGUGGUAUGCCAAUGAGCUGACCCAAGGCCACGUGGACUACUCGGCAGCAGAUGCACUGCUCAAAUUCGCGCAGCAGCAUGGUAUCUCAGUCCGUGGCCACAACGUGCUGUGGGAUGACCCUAGGAACCAGCCUUCAUGGGUCAAUUCCCUCUCGGCGAGCCAGCUCUCCGCAGCCGUCACAAGAAGGAUUAACUCUGUCAUGAAGAGGUACAAGGGCCAGGUCAUUGGAUGGGAUGUGGUCAAUGAGAACCUGCACUUCUCCUUCUUCGAGAGCAAGCUCGGGCCACAAGCGUCUGCUAACGCUUAUAAAACGGCCAACUUCAUCGAUCCCUCGAGGACUAUGUUUUUGAAUGAUUAUAACACGAUAGAGGAUAGCAGGGAUGGGGCAUCUUCACCUUCCGCAUACGCCAACAAGAUAGGAAACAUUCAAUCUUCGGGCGGCAGGAAUUUGGGCGUCGGACUUGAGUCUCAUUUCAGUGUGCCCAACCUCCCUUACAUGAGAUCCGCCAUUGACACCCUUGGAGCGAAGGGACUGCCAAUGUGGUUGACCGAACUCGACGUGCAAAGUGGACAAAAUCAGGCAAUGUACUUGGAGCAGGUGUUGAGGGAGGCACACGCUCAUCCAAAGAUCAACGGAAUAGUAUUGUGGACCGCUUGGAAUCCGCAGGGGUGUUACCGGAUGUGUCUGACGGACAACAGCUUCCGCAACUUGCCAACCGGGGACGUGGUCGACAAGCUGUUGAAGGAAUGGGGCGGGGCCAGGCAGGUCUUGUCCGGCACGACUGGUCCGGAUGGUGCCUUCGAGGCCUCGCUCUUUCAUGGCGAUUACCAAGUGACAGUCACUCGGCCAGGGGCAAACAAUUCAUAUGUUGUUCAAGGCUUUGAGGUGGCUCCAACAGAGACUUCUCAGCAGAAAUUAAUUCUUCGAGUGUCUGAUUAGAUGCUUCUUUGGUUGGCGUAAUCUGAUUAAUUCCGGCAGUGAAAAUUUGAUUGAGAAAUUUUAGAGAUCAAAGCCGACGUUGAAAUUAUUUUUCGGCUUAAUGAAAUCGAUGAAAUAUCUAAAUAAAUGGUGUAUAAAAGUUGGAACGGAUAGGAAACUGACCAACUAAUAUGGGGAAUAUUUUCUGUCACUCUGCAAAAACUUGCACAACAUUGUAAAUCCUCCAUUGUUAAAGCUAAAUAUACAAAAUUUGACUCACAGAACUAAGUUUCGAAGUGAAACACGAUUGACCCUUUUGUCAAACAACCCCCUCAUUUCAAAUUUCUCGAUCGGCUGAUCAAUCUUGUAAAUCCAUCUUUGUAUCCACAACAUCGCUCGUUCUUAUCGGCCGAAAGAAAUCGCCUUUCUUUACUUGAAACUUUCAAAGACAUGCGCUCCGAAAAGAUACUGUGAUGUUUUUCG